Merops nubicus (carmine bee-eater) is the source of this 1224-nucleotide messenger RNA. RefSeq names its product coiled-coil domain containing 176 (gene BBOF1). The record is from RefSeq and is a predicted model, not a curated record. The transcript is spliced from 8 exons. NCBI's taxonomy places the organism in Eukaryota, Metazoa, Chordata, Aves, Coraciiformes, Meropidae. The annotation marks the transcript as partial.
GCAGACUAUUAUGCCCAACAAAUAAAAGAACUGGAAGAGAAAUUUCAGAAAAAAGUCAGAGAAAUUGGCCAAAUUCAACUAGAACUGAAAUUAAUAAAGGAGUUGUGCAAGCAUAAAGCAGCUAUGGAGAAAGAGCUGGAAGAUUUAAAAGAGAGUAUGGAGAUUUGAAACAGGAGACAUCAGGAAGUGGUUGAGAGAUUGGAGAGCAGGUUUCUUGAAGAAAAGAAAAGACUGGAAGAAGAUGUUGAGAAAAAGCAAAUAAGGAUGGCAGAGAUCACCCACCAUGAGGCUGUUUUGCAUCUGAACAGCACUGGGAGAGAGCUGUCUAAGGAGAACGUUUGUGUUUGCGAUGCAUUUGCUUACCAGCUGAAAGAGACAAUGGAACUGCAGAAAAUCAAGCAGAAGUUAGAACAUGACAAAAUGGUUCUGUUACACGAGAAGGAAAUCAGUGAGGGUUUGAUGCGAAAAAAGAUCCUACAGAUCAAUCGCCAGAAAGCACAGAUUGGAGAUCUGCAGCGUAAGGUGGAAAAGCUGGAGAUGGCCUUAUGUCGCAUGACUGCCAGAGAGACCCAGAAAACACAGCUUCAGGCACAGAUAGGAAGCCAGGCAAGCACGGUGGAGAUCAAGAAACUGCAGCAGCUGCUAGAAAUGAAGGAUCGGGAGAUGAACCGAGUGAAGAAACUAGCCCGGAACAUCUUAAAUGAGAGGACUGAGGUGGAAAGGUUCUUCCUUGAUGCUCUGGAACAUGUGAAGCAGGAGAUCAUAGCCAAUAGAAAGGACUACAAGAAAAAGUCUCAAACUGCCUAUUACAGAAAAAUGAUGGAAGCAUGUGCAGGAAGGGAAGAAUUUCCCAAAAUCAAAACAUUCAAAAGCAACAUAAAUAGCACAAACAGUGUGUACAGAGACCUAGAGGAAGCAGAAAGAUGUUACUGGGAAAAAAUAGAGUUUGAGAAAGUGGACAUCAGUGAGUUGACAUGGGAACAAAAAGAACGUGUUCUGCGAUUGCUCUUUGCCAAAAUGAAUGGCGCAAAUCCAUAGAAAUACACCGAAGUUUUGGCUACUUGAGCUCCACCUCCUGAUGAUACUAAAGAAGAAAUCAAAAUUGGCACAGAAGAUGUUUCUCCCAACCCAAUAUUCAUUACACAGGAGACCAAAUUAUCAGAUUCACUAUCUUCUGCAGUAAUCCUUCCACCUGUUCAGAUGUUACCACCACAGACAGAGUAA